Elephantulus edwardii (Cape elephant shrew) is the source of this 552-nucleotide messenger RNA. Its product is annotated as GTP-binding nuclear protein Ran-like. Lineage: Eukaryota; Metazoa; Chordata; Mammalia; Macroscelidea; Macroscelididae. Gene Ontology annotation, cellular component: nucleus; cytoplasm. Gene Ontology annotation, molecular function: GTPase activity; GTP binding. Gene Ontology annotation, biological process: ribosomal subunit export from nucleus; protein import into nucleus. The transcript has 2 exons. The record is from RefSeq and is a predicted model, not a curated record. Bases 1 to 552 code for a protein of 183 amino acids.
AUGGCCGCCCAAGGAGAACCCCAAGUCCAGUUCAAACUCAUGUUGGUGGGUAAUGGUGGUACUGGCAAAAUGACGUUCAUGAAACGUCACCUGACUGGUGAAUUCGAGAAGAAGUAUGUAGCCACCUUGGGUGUGGAGGUCCAGCCUCUCUUGUUCCACACCAACAGAGGACCGAUUAAAUUCAAUGUGUGGGAUACAGCUGGUCAAGAAAAAUUUGGGGGACUGAGGGAUGGCUAUUAUAUCCAAGCCCAGUGUGCCAUUAUAAUGUUUGAUGUAACAUCGAGAGUUACCUACAAGAACGUGCCUAACUGGCAUAGAGAUCUGGUUCAAGUAUGUGAAAACAUCCCCAUUGUGUUGGGUGGCAAUAAAGUGGACAUUAAGGACAGGAAAGUUAAGGCAAAACCCAUUGUUUUCCACCGAAAGAAGAAUCUUCAGUACUACGAUAUUUCUGCCAAAAAAGUUGUCAUGGACCCAGCUUUGGCAGCACAAUAUGAGCAUGAUUUAGAGGUUGCGCAGACAACUGCUCUCCCGGACGAGGAUGACGAUCUGUGA